Molecule: messenger RNA, 1530 nt
Organism: Exophiala viscosa
Lineage: Eukaryota; Fungi; Ascomycota; Eurotiomycetes; Chaetothyriales; Herpotrichiellaceae
Product: chromate transporter
Exons: 5
Biological process (GO): chromate transport
Molecular function (GO): chromate transmembrane transporter activity
Source: RefSeq, a predicted model, not a curated record
CAGUGCCAACACACAAAGAUCCUCUGGCGCAUAGGAGAUGGGCUCGUGCGAACGUGGGAUCUGGGGUUCACGGCGUUUGGCGGGCCCCCUGUCCACUUUCGCAUUUUACAUCAAAGAUUCGUCGACGGCAGGGGCGGGAAAACACCAUGGAUCGACGAGCAGACUUAUCAAGAGCUAUUCGCCAUCGGGCAAGCUCUUCCAGGCCCCGGCAGCACCAAGAUGCUAUUCUGUAUGGUCUUCAUCCAUGCCGGCCUCAUUCCCGCCGUCAUUGUAUUCCUUGCCUGGAGCUUGCCCGGCGCUAUUGGUAUGUACGCAUUGUCACUAGGAGUGCAGUGUAUUCACCACGCCCUUCCCGCCAUCGCGUACGCCUUUCUGUCCGGCUUGAAUGCCUCCACCGUGGGCAUCGUCGCGCUGGCAGCUGUACAGGUGAGAGAAAUUCCUGGAGCCAUUAAAGACCAACUGACCCGGGUUCUCGUGAUAGGCGGGGCGUGCGCUGGCCUCUGUUACACGGCUUUGUGGUACUUUCCGGUUCUGGUCUCCAUUGGGGGCUUGAUGACUGUGACCUGGGACUUGUGGCUGCAUCAAGUCGUGGGCAAAGCUCAGGCAAAGUGGCAGAGGAGACGCAGAGCAGCACUCCAUCCGGGUGGACUGGUUGAACAGAACAUAUCUCGACGGGAGCCUGUGGAGCUCACCACUCGCAAUCCGACCUCAAGCGGACCAUCCACAGAGACUCUGCACAGGCGACAUGAUAGCGUGAUCCAGCAAAGCACAACGCAUCCGAGGACAACAGAGACAGGCGAGCAUCAAAGGACUUCGACUGUCCCGAACCAACGCGAGACCGAUACUCAAUCGCAUGCGAUCCCCAUUCGAGCCGGUUUAUGCAUCAUUGCCGCAUUCUUUGCAUCUUUUAUCGCCGUCCUCGUGGCUCGCAGCGUCCUCGACAACCCCCCAAGGCCACUCGACCUUUUUGCGAACAUGUACUUGGCCGGAACCAUCAUAUUCGGCGGUGGACCUGUGGUCAUCCCCCUUUUGCGAGAGUACGUGGUUCAGCCAGGUUGGGUGUCACCGCGGGACUUUCUCAUCGGCCUCGCCAUCAUACAAGCCUUCCCUGGGCCGAACUUCAAUUAUGCCGUUUUCCUAGGUGCCCUCUCUCUGCUCGGUACCUCACAGCCUACCUUUUUCGGUGCCUUGCUAGGCUACAUCGGCGUCUUCGUGCCGGGAAUCACGCUUGCCGUUGGAAUGCAGAGUGUCUGGCACGUCAUGCGGACCAAGCCCCUGGUCACCAGUUUCUUGAGGGGUGUCAAUGCGACCGCGGUGGGUCUGGUCUUCACGGCGGUAUAUCGCCUGUGGCAGAUCGAGUACUUGACUCCUGAACAGGCCGAUGGGAAGAGCUUAGCUUCUGAGCCUUGGUGGGUGGUGGUCAGCGUCCUCACGUAUGCGGGAAAUGCGUGGUUCAACGUUCCAGCUCCAGUGGCCAUUGUCGCAGGUGGGAUCUUUGGCUUGUGUUGGUACGGAGCAGUUGGUCAAUGA